This is a messenger RNA of Cladocopium goreaui, 2400 nucleotides long. The record is from the annotation of a GenBank genome assembly. NCBI's taxonomy places the organism in Eukaryota, Dinophyceae, Suessiales, Symbiodiniaceae.
AUGUUUGGGCGAAUUUUCCAUCCGUUGCUGGCAGCUGCUGUGGCGGUGCUCUUGUUUUGCAUUCGCGCUUUUGGCCACAGCUUAACCCAAGUUGGGCGUGUCAGAGAAGAAGGCCGCCUGCAUGCAUCUUUGGUCUAUGUUUGGUCCCGGGUUAUUUGCUUGGCACCUAAGCCACCAUUGCCAGUUGCCAGGCAGAAUUUAGAGCUGCAGCGAGAUCUGCUGCCAAGACCUCAGGGCUCGAGGGUUGGUGGCGCACAGAAUGUCAUUGCGACUCCACAAUCUUUCUGUAGAGGGAUCUCUUGUGGCACCAAGGCAGCUGUUGUGAAAAAUAAUGCUCUGCAGAUGGCUGCGGCUUCGGCAGAAUCUGCCAAAUUGUCACGAGCCGCAUCUGCCGGAGGAGCGCCUGCCAGUCGAGCCCCCGUCAAUCGAGCGCCCGUCAGUCGGGCACCUGUCCGUCGGGCACCUGUCAGCAAAACUGGCAGCAUCUUUCGCAGACCUCGAGGCUCCAAAGAUGUCAGAGCCGCGUCUCCGGUUCGAGAGCCGGAGGAGAAAGACAGAGAAAGGUCUUCGGACAGAAACCCUGCCACCGUGACAAAGGCUCACGAUGCUUUCAAGAGACGAAGUGAUGGAGUUCGCAAUGCCUUGGACAUCAGCCACUCCCUUUCAGACUCUUUUUCUGAGAAGAUUUAUGAAAAGGCUCGCAAACUUGACCUGGGCGUUCCUGACGUCCCUUUGUCUGGCGAUGCAGCAGGCUCAAGUUUGUCGCUUGCUGAUCGGCCGAAAUCUGGGGGCAGCGUGAGCACCUUCCUGGACUCUCACGCCAGACCAGCGCCCCGUGGAAGCUCGAAGCCACGGAGGGCUGAGGCGACCAUGGCCAUGGCGCAGGGGAGAGAGGAAAGUACCAGAGAUGCUGGAGCAGCGCUGUCGCCCAGUGCCCUGAACAAGCUGGUGCUCAAGCCUCGAGAUUCAAAGCGUCCAGAUGCAGUUGCGAGAGCGGAAGGUGCAGAGGGCCAGCCGCAAAACCGGUCUCGAAAAGGAGCGCCUUCAAAAGAGGAGUUGCGCAGGAGAGACACUCCUGGAGGCAGGGAUGUCCCUGUUGACACCGAGAUUUUGUUAGCGAAGGCUGAGAUGUUGAUGCGGCCUCUACCAAGCCAAGAAGGUGCAAGGGCUGAGCCUGAUAGGCAGCGCCCAGACAGAUCUGAAGGCACAGCUCGUGUUUGGAAGGCUCGCUCAUCAACAGGGCCUCCAUCUGCCAAAGAUGACCUUCCUGAGCCUGUCCAUUUGAGAGGCCGAGACUCAGACGACUCUCAGAUGUCAGGACAGCAAGAUCGAGCUCGUUCUCACCGUCAUGUAGUCCUGAAGUCGAGAAGCCGAAGCCCCAAAGAUCGAGGGAGGGCUGCGGCGCCGCCGAUCCGAAGACGAGAGGAUCUGCACGAGGACCUCCAAGCCCGGCGUCCUGUCGUCUUGGAAUCCCGACGGUCAGACUUCCCAGAGCCAUCCAGCUCUACAAGGCAAGUCAUCACCAGCCAGGAUGAGGAUGACCGGCGAGGGGCUUGGGAAGGCAGAGACGGCACCAGCCCCCGGGCGGCGCGGAUGCGAACAGAGAAUGGGCUCAGCAAGAGCUCAGCUGGGCACCGAACCGAUGCCCAAAGUGAUCGACAAGCGCCUCGUCACAGAGACCGACCUGAGGACUUCAUGUCUACAGGUGACUGGUCCAACCGGCAUGUGGAGAAAGAUCCAUAUCCCAAUGGGCGCAGCACCCGACGUCAUGAGGAUGGUCCUACAGGCUUCCGAGAGAACACUUACCCGGCAUACCCGGAGGAACGCCGAGCACCUCGAAAUGCCCUUGCAGAGCAUACAAGUGAUCGGAAGGAUUGGCAGCGCAGAGAUGGUGAGAGCCAGUCCCACCAACCACAUGGUCGACCAGAGGAGGAGCAUGGAUCUCGCUCGCAUGCGGCGACUAGUGAACGCUUGGCUCCUCGUGAUGAUGAAAGGCGGUACAAGGACAGGCCUCGAGAGGAGGAGCGUCGGACACCUCGCACGAAGACGUCAGAAGCACUGCCGCCCCCACCGCCGCCUCCUCGAGAUGAUCGUCAUGACCAGGAGGAGAGAUCCUACAGAACUGGUCAGCCGCACCUGUCAAGCAACAGAUGGAGCGAAGCAGCCUCAAGCACGGAGGAGUUCCGGGACCGUGGGGACCGUGCUCCCAACGGCCAGUGGCUGACAAGCCGUGACGGCCGUGAACAGGGCGAAAGACAUCGCAGAGACGGUGCCCACGACUAUCGUCGCGAGUGGGACCCGGACCCCCGCGAGAAGGAGACCUGGGAUCAUCGCGGAAGGCUCAGCCAGCUGAUACUCGCUGAUAGUUUGACAAUGUUUGACAGCCUCAUCUCGAUCUGA